AAUCUAAACGGCAGCGGCUUGCGAUCGCAUCGUGCGUAGAGUUCGCCAGACUCACAAAAAUUCUGACUAAAGCAGCAUUCGUUGAGAAAAAUAUUUUAAAACUAUAUUCGUGCAAUUUGUAAACUAGCUACAACAAGUAAAUUAUCAAAAAUCUCAAUUUAUAUUUGCGUUCAAGCGACGCGCUCAAGAAAAAAAAUCACAUUCCAAAACGAACUUGUAUAUUAUUUGUGUUAAAAAUAAAGCAAAACUAUCAAAAUGGCGGCAACAAACAUUAAAGUGAUUAUGGACGAGAAUGCACAGGAGAAAUUCAAUCAUGUCCACGUGAAAAAGCUGACAGUGCCUUCAAACGAGGGAGCCACAAAACGCGCCGCACUCGGCGACUUGCAGAAUCGGGGAUUAGCUCGUGAAAUAACCACCAAAGAUGUGGCCCACAAAGAACUGAAAGAUGUGAAGCUCACGACCAAGGCUCGUGUGGACACACACUGGAAGAAGCAGCCACUGGGUACAACAAAUGGGGUAACAAAAGCAGGUAUGCCGCUGCUGCGCUCCAAUUCGAUGCGAACUGGCGCGAUUGGCACAACUACUGCUGCUGGCCGACUAGCAACAGGGACGUCAACGACAAUGGCCAAUGCAAAAGUUGCCGCCGAUGCUGCGAACGGCAAGCGUAAGUUGAAAACCCUGAGCCUCAAACACACCUCCUCCACCAAUCCUCCUGUCAUCAAAUCCCAUCCAAUCCAACGUACAGUUGCAGUAGCCGCAGCAUCCAAACCAAAAUCCAUAGGCGAUGGGGAAAAGUGCGGCAACGGUGGCAACACGCUGCGCCGCGAGGACAGCAACUUGUCGCGCAAAUCGCUGACCAAGCUGCGCGCCGCUUUGACCAAGCCCAAUGUGGCUCCAGCAGCAGCUACAGUCAAGAAAGAGGUGUUGCUGCCUCGUGCACAGCUCAAGAAGGAGUCUAAUGCUCCCGUUCAGCUGAAAAAGGAAACUGUUGACUUAGCCAGGCUGCCAAAGUUGCGCAACAACGUGCCACAGUCAACAGCAGCUUCAGCAAAAGCUACAACAACAGUGGCCCUGUCCAGUCGUCGCCUGGCCGAUGUGGAGGAUAUUGAUGCAGAUGAUCGGGAGAAUCUGAUUUUGGUCUCUGAAUACGUGAACGAUAUUUACGACUAUCUGUACGAGGUAGAGGAGCAGCAGCCCAUCUACCCGGAUCACUUGGAAGGUCAGUCUGAGGUGUCGUAUAAGAUGCGAGCCAUCCUCAUCGAUUGGAUCAACGAGGUGCAUUUGCAGUUUCAUUUGACAGCGGAGACCUUCCAUUUGGCCGUCGCCAUUAUCGAUCGCUAUCUGCAGGUGGUGAAGGACACCAAACGCAAGAAUCUGCAGCUGGUAGGCGUCUCCGCGCUUUUCAUAGCCACCAAAUACGAAGAGCUCUUUCCGCCGGCCAUGUGUGACUUUGUCUACAUUACGGAUGACACGUAUACGGCCCACGAGAUCCAGAAAAUGGAGCUGCUCAUACUCAAAGCGAUCGAUAACAAUCUGUCGCGACCAUUGCCCAUCCAUUUCCUGAGGCGCUACUCGAAGGCAGCCAGCGCUGAUGAUCGUCAUCAUGCCAUGUCAAAGUACUUCUUGGAACUGGCCAGCCUCGACUACAAUCUGGCCAGCUAUAAGCCCUCCGAGAUUGCGGCUGCUUCGCUGUUUCUGUCGCUGCACUUGCUCAAUGGCAAUGCUCGUGCUCCGACGGGCUUCAAUGACAGGCACUGGACACCGACGCUGGUGUACUACUCGAGAUACAGCGCUGCCCAUUUGCGGCCGAUUACACGGCAGAUUGCGAAGCUCGCACGCGAUGCGCCCACUGCUAAAUUGAGGGCAAUUUUCAACAAGUAUCAGUCGAACAAGUUCCACAAGAUCGCACUGAGCACGGAGCUGCGUGGUCCGCUCAUGGACUCGAUUAUAGGCAAGAAGUAGAAUGCAUCCCACUCCCCAUUCUAAAGAGAGAGCAGAAGUUGAUGAUAAUCCAUCACUUGACUUUUAGCGUACGCAGUUCUCAGUUCUGGGCUGCAAUUUUAAGUUUAGUUCAAUUUGUUUUCUAUUUAAAUUUGUGUAUUUUCUUUCUCGUUUA
This is a messenger RNA of Drosophila grimshawi, 2116 nucleotides long. RefSeq names its product G2/mitotic-specific cyclin-B (gene CycB). Gene Ontology annotation, cellular component: nucleus; cytoplasm; cyclin-dependent protein kinase holoenzyme complex. Gene Ontology annotation, molecular function: cyclin-dependent protein serine/threonine kinase regulator activity. Lineage: Eukaryota; Metazoa; Arthropoda; Insecta; Diptera; Drosophilidae. The transcript has 4 exons. The record is from RefSeq and is a predicted model, not a curated record. Bases 256 to 1962 code for a protein of 568 amino acids. Gene Ontology annotation, biological process: regulation of cyclin-dependent protein serine/threonine kinase activity; mitotic cell cycle phase transition.